Lycium ferocissimum is the source of this 1423-nucleotide messenger RNA. RefSeq names its product protein ACCELERATED CELL DEATH 6-like. Gene Ontology annotation, molecular function: protein phosphatase regulator activity; protein phosphatase 1 binding. NCBI's taxonomy places the organism in Eukaryota, Viridiplantae, Streptophyta, Magnoliopsida, Solanales, Solanaceae. The transcript is spliced from 3 exons. Gene Ontology annotation, cellular component: plasma membrane. The record is from RefSeq and is a predicted model, not a curated record. Bases 358 to 1371 code for a protein of 337 amino acids.
UACAACUUUGCACAAGGCCGUGAGGAAGCAACAUGUAGAGAUGUGGUUAGGGUCUUGGUGAAAGAAGAUCCUGAGUGUGAAUUUCCAGCAAACAAAGCUGGGGAGACACCACUUUAUCUUGCUGCGGAGUCUGGUUUUUAUGAUGCUUUGGUUGAAAUCUUGGAAUCCUGCAAGACACCAACUUAUGCUGGUCCAUGUCAUCGAACAGCUUUGCAUGCAGCAAUAAUUCAUAGACGAGAAGAGUGCGCGAAAUUACUAUGGCAAUGGAAUAGAUCAUUAUGCGAGGAAGCUGACAAAUGGGGUUGGAAUUCACUUCACUAUGCUGUUAAACAAGGACUGAAAGAAAUAGUUUCUGAUAUGCUAAGUUGGAAGACAUCCUUAGGCUACUGUCCAGCCGGCAGUGAGGAUGACUGGACGACCAUAUUUCACAUUGCAGCCCAUGAAUUAGGUUGUGUACUCAUGAUGAAAGAGAUAAUAAAGCACUGCCCAGAUUGUUGGGAAAUGCUUAACAGCAGCGGCAGAAAUGCUCUUCAUGUUGCCAUAUUGAACAAUAAUAAAAGGGUAGUUAAAUUCCUUUUGAAUUCUCCAGGCUAUAGUAAUCUAAUUGAUGCCACUGAUGAGGAUGGCAAUACUCCUCUCCAUUUGCUUGCUGCUUCUGGAUACUAUAUACGAGAAUUAAUAAACCAUCCCAGAGCAAAGAAGAUGGAAUUUAACAAAGAAAACCAGACUCCAUUGGAUUUAGCUGUGUCUUCGGCUAUCACAGGUUGGCCAGAAAAUAAGGGCUCACUGCUGAAGAAUUUGUUAAGAUUUGGUCAAUUCGGAGGACGUGACUUUGAGAUAAAACGGGAGGAAAAGCGAAUGCCAACGACAGAAAAUGAAACGGAGACGAGGUGGGAGAAUUAUAAAGGAAGGAUCGAUAAUUAUAUGAAGGUAGCUCAGACUCAUCUAGUUGUGGCCACACUAAUAGCUGCAGUCACCUUCACAGCUGGUUUGACAUUGCCGGGAGGCUUCGAUAACAAUCUAGGUCCCAAUCAAGGGAUGGCACUUCUAAUAAGAAAAGUGGUUUUCAAAGCAUUCGUUGUUACAAAUGCCAUUUCCUUUGUAUGCUCUUCUGGUGCUGUAUUCAGCUACAUCGCCAUGGCAGCAAUCGAUGCAUUUGCCAAGAAUCUCGCUGCUAUCACGUUGUUAUACCGACUCUCAACUUUUUGGCUGUUUAUUGCUUUGGCAGCAGUUAUGCUUGCAUUUGUAGCUGGUACAUAUGCUACUUUGGCACAUUCCACUACUACUCUUGCCAUUGUAGUCUCUGCCCUCAGCAGCAUCUACUUUUUUAUGCUGUUUGUGUACAUGUCAGCCAUGAAAUACGGCCUCUAGGUUGAUUUGCCAAAGCAUAUUCAAUCAAUUGUAGCUUUAAUUUCUUUGUUGA